GCCGCCCCCUCCCCGCGCUCCCCGCGCACACUCGGACCGGCCCCGCGCCCCUCCCGCUCCGCGCCCCCCGCACCCCGGGCCGGGCCGGGCCGGGCCGGGCCGCGCCGCCGGGGCUCGCAGCAGCGCCCGCCCGGGUGCAGCCAGUUAGAAGAUCAAGGGUGCCGCUCCAGCAGGAGAACAGGAAGGAGACCUACAGGGAGCUCUGCCUGCUCCAGGGUGGGAUUUGGCAGCCCUCAGUCACAGUCUGUCGGAGCAUUGUGGGCCCCCGUGGGAGCCAGGAGCAGCUUGUGGUGGACCUGUUGUGCUCCUGCCAUCUUAUGGUGGUGCCAGGGCCUCGCUGUGUGCCCGGGCAAGGUGAUGGACAGCAGGGGGGAGAUGGAGGUGGUGAGGAGCACCAAGGGCAGUGCUGCUGGGGAGGUCAGUGUCCACGUGGUCACCACUGAGAGCACGGUGCAGAGCACCCACCUGCCCACCACUGCCUUCAUCAUACCAGCAAACGCCACUGCCAUCAACCUUCCCACGAGCACCUUAGAAAUCCAGCGAUUCCCCCGGGAGCCCCAGAGGAGCACGGGGGCUGAGAGGCCAGACAGGGGAGCAGGGAACGAGCCCAUCACAGCUGCUGUCAUUCCCCAGAUCAGUGGGGUGCAGACCUGCAGCACAGUCCGUGUGCUGGAGUGGAAAGAUGGGGUGGCAACUUUGCCUGGGAGUAACCUGCGGUUCCGGAUAAAUGAGUACGGCACGCUGAAGGUGGUGAGUGCUGAUAAGAUGCCUCCUGUGGAAGCUGUGAAGGAGGGUCACUCAGAGAAAGAUGGGGACUCCGAGGUGGCACCCCCCAGCAGAGACAAUCCCACUGCGGCUCAGGACGUGCCGGAGCAGCCCGCGGCAGAAGGGCUGUGCCACUGCGACACCUGCGGCCGCAGACACGCGUGGGACGGCGCCCGCCAGGGCAGGGGCUUCUGCAGCGAGCACUGCCACCAGCAGUUCAAGGAGAGGUCUGUCAUUGUGGAAAACUCUGCCAGCAGCACCAAUGCCACUGAAAUCCUCAAGCCUGUGAAGAAACGAAAGAGGAAGGACUAUCAGAGUCCCUCGGAGGAAGAAUAUGAAUCUGAGCAAAUGGAGGAAAAGCAGGAAGAGAGGAAAAGCUCAGUGGAAGACUCUGCCAUGAGCAAUCUGGAGGCUGAGGCGUGGAAUGGGAGCCAGCACGGUGCCAGUGAGGAGAAGAAAGAAGGCUGGUCUUGGGCGUCCUACUUGGAGGAGCAGAAAGCUGUCGCUGCCCCUUUAGAUCUCUUCCAGGAUUACCAAGUAGCUUCCCAGCACAAGAAUGGCUUUAAAGUGGGGAUGAAGCUGGAGGGGAUUGACCCACAGCACCCAUCCAUGUACUUCAUCCUGACAGUGGCUGAGGUGUGUGGCUACCGGAUGCGGCUCCACUUCGAUGGCUACUCUGAGUGCCACGACUUCUGGCUGAAUGCUGACUCCCCUGACAUCCACCCUGCUGGCUGGUUUGAGGAGACAGGGCACAAACUCCAGCCCCCCAAAGGGGUUGUAGGUUAUAAGGAAGAAGAAUUCAGCUGGACAAACUACCUGAAGUUAACAAAGGCUCAGGCAGCUCCUAAGCACCUCUUCAUGGUCCGAAACACUCACGAGGCUUCUCCAGGCUUCAAGGUGGGCAUGAAGCUCGAAGCCGUGGACCGCAUGAACCCUUCCCUGAUCUGUGUUGCCACAGUGACUGACGUGGUGGACAAUCGCUUUCUGGUGCACUUUGACAACUGGGAUGAUACUUAUGACUACUGGUGUGAUCCCAGCAGUCCAUACAUCCACCCAGUUGGAUGGUGUCAUGAGCACGGCAAACCCCUCACACCUCCUCAAGAUUAUCCUGAUCCUGACAACUUCACCUGGGAAAAGUAUUUGAAAGAAACUGGAGCAUCUGCUGUCCCAGCUUGGGCCUUUAAAGUGCGCCCACCCCACGGCUUCCUGGUCAACAUGAAGCUGGAGGCAGUGGACAGGAGGACUCCUUCCUUCAUCCGAGUGGCCAGUGUGGAGGACGUGGAAGAUCACAGGAUAAAGGUCCAUUUUGAUGGCUGGAGCCACGUGUAUGAUUUCUGGAUUGAUGCAGAUCAUCCGGACAUCCAUCCCAUGGGCUGGUGCUCAAAAACAGGACACCCAUUGCAGCCUCCUCUCAGGCCAAAGGAACCAGCCUCCUCUGCCCAUGGGGGCUGCCCAAGCCUGGGCUGCAAGAGUAUCCCUCACUCCAAGAGCUCCAAGUACAGCUUUCAUCACAGGAAGUGCCCCACGCCGGGCUGCGAUGGCUCAGGCCAUGUGACGGGGAGGUUCACAGCCCAUUACUGCCUCUCAGGGUGCCCGCUGGCAGAGAAGAACCAGGGCAGGCUGAAGGCCGACUUGUCUGACACCGAGGCCUCGACGCGCAAGAGGAGCCCCAUGGGUUUCCCUCAGCGAAAGAAAUCUCGGCACCACGGGAGAGGGAGACCUCCCAAGUACCGGAAGAUCCAGCAGGAAGACUUCCAGACUAUUUCUUCAGACAAUGUGCACCAGUCGCUCUUCAUGUCCGCCCUGUCCGCCCACCCCGACCGCUCCCUGUCCCUGUGCUGGGAGCAGCACUGCAAGCUGCUGCCAGGGGUGGCUGGCAUCACAGCGGCCACGGUGGCCAAGUGGACCAUCGAUGAGGUUUUUAGCUUUGUGCAGACUCUGACGGGUUGUGAGGACCAAGCCAAGCUCUUCAAGGAUGAGAUGAUCGACGGCGAGGCGUUCCUCUUGCUGACGCAGGCUGACAUCGUCAAGAUUAUGAGUGUCAAGCUGGGCCCAGCACUCAAGAUCUACAAUGCCAUCCUCAUGUUCAAGAACGCCGAUGACACCUUAAAGUGACUUCUCUUGGCCCAGCUGGGACCCUCCCUCAUCACUGGUGCUGCCAAACUGUCUGGUCAGGACAGAGAUUCCCCCAGCCAAACGCAGCUUGUCACGUCCUGCUCGUGUCCUCCCGGGUGCCACACAUCCCUGUCCCACCAGUCCACCUCCCAUCCUGUUCCUUGCACGCUGCCCUGUGCAGCCGCAGGCCUCGGGGGCGGUUGCAGGGAAGGAGGGUGGGGGUGGCACUGGCCCAUCUUGGUGCCACAGCUGCCCCCACUGUGUGCUGCUGUGCCUGGGUCCCUGUGACCCUGUGCCCCGGGUCAGGGGUGCUGAGGGCUGGGGAGCACUGUGGAGGGUGUCACAGUGGGGGCUGGCAGCUGCUCGAGUCACCCAGGCAGGGGAGGGACUGCCUGCCUGCGUCCAUGCUCACACCCACUUAAAGGCUGCUCUCGCCCUUGCUCAGCAGCUGGGAGAGAUCUGGGGUUUUUCCCUCUCUGUGAUCCUCUGGGGGUACUUGUGCUAACACCAUUUCCAAGGGACAUUCUUGAGGAGCUUCUGCUCAUUUUGCCUUUAUCUCUGAAUUCUUUUUCCCUUUUUAAGGCCAGUUGAUGACUGCUUUGCCCCUGCACUGCACUGCAAACCAGUGGCCACCUCUUGCCCCUUCAGGGAGCAGCUGUUCUGACAGCUGCUCUGCCCAUGACCAGCGUCUGUGCUUUCUUCCUCUUUCCUGGAAUUCAGCAGCCCCAGGGCCCUGCCAGGCCAGGGCUGGCUGGGUGCAGAAAAGGCUCCAUUUCUUCUUGCACUUCAGACUGUUUUGUCCAGCACUUCUCUGGGAGAAAGGAUCCUUGGAUAGCUUGUUCCCCUUCCACCUAUUAAAGAGUCCUCUACAAAGGAAGUUGUGCCCUCUUUGGUCCUUGUAUUAGGAGCAAGGCCCUCUCUAGGGUGGGGACAGCUGCCAAGGACAAGAAGCAUCCAUUGCUCCAAUAGGCAGAUCCACAGUUGCUUCGCAAGGGGUUCCUGAGUUGGCUGAGUCAAUUCUGCCAAGCUGCCUUCUCCCCACUCUUUGCCCUCACGAGGCGCCUGGGUUUUGCUGUCUGAAGAGCAGGAUCUUCUGCUGUCCCUGGAUCCCUUACUUGCAGAGCUCAAAGAAAUCCAGCACUUAGCUGGUUUGUUUCUGUCCUUUUCAGAGCACAGCACCUUUCCAACAGGGCCACAGGCAGUUUGGGAAUGCUCAUGUAACACUGUCCCUUGUGAUGGAGGAGGGACCAAAGGGCUGCAGAGCCAGAAAAACCAACAUUCCUGGGGGUCCUGGCAGAGCCCAGCAGCUUCUGAUAGGCCCCUGUGCCUCCUGGCAGUCCCCACACUGCUCUCCGUGGUCCAUCACCCUGGCACACCUCUGUGGGAGCUGUCGGAGCAGGGGCUGGCCAUGCAGUGCUGGAGGAUGGCCACCUGCCCAGAUGGCCAUCUGCCCAGGGACCCAGUCCCAGGUCCACUUCAUUUCCCAUUCCCAACAAUGACAUUCCAGUAAUAAAACAACUUCCCCCCUUUCCCAGUGCCCAAAGACAGGGAUGCAGAGGUGUGAGCAAGUGCACCAGCAAUGUGUCCUGGAGCUGCGCUGCCUUGGGAGCUACUGUCACAUCUGGGUCAACCUGUUUGAGGCUUCCCAUGGAAAUGUAGCAUUUUGACUCUGUUAUUCAAUAUUUGGGGUCAGGUUUGACCUGCCCUUGAAACGUCUGCUGCUUGCUCUUCCCACAGGACUUGCAACUUGUCCAUGCCUUCGUUUUGUCAUUGCUUGGGUUUGAUCUAGGCAGCUUUCUUUCUCCUUUCUUUUUUAAUGUCCUUGUAUCUUUUCAAGCGCUGCAGUGUGGCCAGCUGUGGAGAGAGGGAGUGGGAAGGAGCAGCUGUGUCCCUGGGUCCCAGAGUCACUCUCCGAGCCACCCUUCAUGUGCAGGAAGUGGUGUGGAGGUUGGUCUCUUCAGCUGAUGGACAGUCUCUUUCUGGGCAACUGUGUGCUGGGGCAGAAGAGGACGAGGCCUGGGACCUUCAGCCCAGGCUGUGAAUGGUGCUGAGACUUUUCCAGGUGUGGUCUGGAAUGAAAAGGCUCUCUCACACUGGACACAGCCCUUGAGAUUGCAAGGACCCAUCUUAGGAAGUAUCCUGUUCUCAUCUGCUGUAUUGCCAGAUGUGAAAUCAUUUCUCCUGCUGGGGAAGGGAAUGAGCACCAUUCCAGGGUCCUAGGAGAGGAGCUGCUGCCCAGGCAUCAGAUCUGAAGCUACUGUGAAGGAGGGAGAGCCUUGUGUCUCACAGGGCUGUCUAUGAGAGCAGAGGUGGUGAGGAGCUCAGAAAGGGAAGAGGAGCCAUGAGCCAAGCCCUGGCUGCCCUCCAGGGCUGGGUACAACCAGCACCACUGGCUCUGGCUGUGCUGCUGGGUGCAGCCAAGCCGUGCUCUGCCUGGGCACCAGCCCCACAGGCUGAGGUGCAUCCCCACACUGUGCCAGCCACGGCACCACCUGCCCUGGCCUCUCCUCACCUCCCUCUUGGAAACAGACAUGACCUGGACUGGACUGCCAGGGUGCUGCCCCUUGUCUGGGGGGUCUGGCUGCAGAGCUGGAGCCCAGCUCCCCACUGGGAGCAGCUGUCAGGAGCACCAGUCCCACUGGAAGGGGGGGGGGAGAUGGCAGGCUGUCACACCUGCUGGAUUGAGCAUCACUUCCUCAGCCUCUCUGGCUGAUGUACCUGUAGGGCACACAGCUGCUGGAUUUAUCUGGGUGAGGGAGUUACAGGGUUUGUAGGUGGUCAAGGGCUAUUUACUGUUAAAACUUAUAACCUUCUGUGUCCUUUAAAACCAAACCCAAAGCAUCGUGUACGUGUGGAUGGGUGAUUGUGGGAGUACCAUGAUACCAUUCCCCUGCUGUUGAUGUGUUGCUGUUUUAGGAUGGGGGUCUCUGGGGCUGUGGAGGCAGCAGACACCCAUCCCAGGGUUUCAUGUGACGUGUCCUCUGUGAGCAGUUGUCCCUGAUCCCAGCAAGGAGGCCCUGGUCGCAGCAAGAAGGAGUUUGCGGCACCCCUGGCCUUGGUAGGUCCUCCAACCCCACAGAGCACUGAGUGGAAGUCCCCCCUCAGGGACUGUUAAGGACAGCUGUGACCGAGGCAGAAGCACCAAAGUUUUCUGUCCUUCCCCUGCUGCCUGACCAGAUUCCUCACAGGGACAUUUACUGCUGUGUCACUAAGAAGCCAGAGAGGACAGUGGGCUGGGUCUGGCUCACAGGUUCUCUGGAGCCUUUCUGAGGGUUGUGGCUGCAGCCAGCUUUUCUAAGUCAAUGAAGAAUUCUUCAAGUUGAAUGUUUUUCUGAGUGGAGGUCCCCAAGUCUGUGUUUCUGCCAUUCCUGCCCCUGCAGCUGGUGUUGAGACAUGAGAGAAGUCCCACUACGUGCUCCAGCCUCAGCUAUGGGGUGUCCCCUUGGGGGGCUGGUCUGUGGCUGACUCUGGGUGUGUGGGAGCAGUUGCAGCCUCUUGGGAAACUGUUUCCUCCUGCCAGUGGAAAUGGGCAGCACUGGGACAAUGUGAGCCAAGGUCUCCAUUUCCAUGAGAGCCUGGAGCUUAGCAGGGAGGGCGGCUGUGCCUGCCCCACCAGAGCACAGCUGCCCGCCCUCGCCUGCCUCUGCUGCUCUCCGUGGCAAUCACAAGCAUUGUCAGAAGAGAAAAGCACCCUGCACUGGUCUGGGAGGGCUGGGGGCUUUUGGCAGCUGCUGCCCACAGGGACACAUCUGGGCCCGUGGGUGCGAUGAGGUUGGAAGAGGGAGCCAGGAGAGGAGUGUGACUUUGCCGCUCGGGUUCCUCACUCCAUCCUCCAGGAGGGCUCCUCGAUGCAGAGAGGGAAAGACAGGGCUGCAGCUUGGCUCCCUUCCUCCAGCCUAGCCCUUCCCUCUGGGGCUUGAGGCUCACUGUACUCGGAGGGGGAAUGGGGACCAUAUUGUGGAGGGAGUGUGAUUAUGACAACAAAAGCUUUUUUGCACUUUCAUUCAUUUUGCACUCUUUCUUAAUUUCUUUUUUUUUGUGUGUUUUUGAUAUCGGCGCCUCCUCUCUGUGUUUUCAUAAUGAAAAUCCUUCUGUUGUAGCCAGUGCAGCUAUUCUGGAACUGUGUGUCCUGAAUGUACAGAGAUUUAAAGGCUCUAUAUAUAUAAAUUUAUAUUGGUACAAAGGUAAAUUUAUAUAUAUAGAUGAUGGUGUGAUGUGUUUUGUCAGUGUUUUAAAAUAAUAAACGAAUGUGAGCAACA
Passer domesticus (house sparrow) is the source of this 7139-nucleotide messenger RNA. It is a transcript of the gene L3MBTL1, whose product is annotated as L3MBTL histone methyl-lysine binding protein 1. Gene Ontology annotation, biological process: negative regulation of DNA-templated transcription. The record is from RefSeq and is a predicted model, not a curated record. Gene Ontology annotation, molecular function: zinc ion binding; histone binding; chromatin binding. Bases 358 to 2880 code for a protein of 840 amino acids. Lineage: Eukaryota; Metazoa; Chordata; Aves; Passeriformes; Passeridae. Gene Ontology annotation, cellular component: nucleus. The transcript is spliced from 23 exons.